AUGAAGAAGGAUAAAAAGCGACAUCGAAAGAAAUCAUAUUCAUUUCGAAGGAAAAAAAUUGGGACGCAAACUUCAAGCAGUGUCUCCAGUGAGGCCACAUGUUACAUGGUUCUAAGCCCUAGUGAACAACAUAAUCGUCAUUGCGACACGGUCUAUUGCGUCUCUGUUCCAUCCAAUUCGAGGUCGUCAUUUGUUAGGAAAAAAGCAACUCGGAGUGAUUUCUUAUCAGCUCUCGAAUUACGUCCUGAAGAGAAGUUGAAGUCGAUUGCAUUUUACAUUGAUAAUCGAGAAGAGAUGGUUCGCCAUAUGUUUGCAUCACUCCAGAGAAAAGAACUUUAUGACUUUCUGCCAGAGAAUUUAAAGGAAUUAGAAGAAGCGGAACUUCGCAAUUUAUGCCUUAAAGAGCUGAGUGGUAUGUCUAAAAAGAAUAUAUAUACUAUUUUGAAAGGGAGGGAUUUACGGAAAGCAGUGAAUCUGAAGGAGAGAAGAACGAGGCACUUAUCAAUGCCGGUAUUAAAGUAUGUUCAUUUUAAAACAUCGAAAACCGAAAUUGCCGUUGCCGAUUCUACAACAGAAAUGACUGCACCAAAUUUACCUUGUAUUUUUCACUCAAUCGGUACAGGUGAUGCCAUUACCUGCAGCAGUGUCGUGAGCACUUCAGAAGCCCAAUGUACUGCAGUUGAAAACAUUUCUUCAACCAGGAUACGUCAAGAAACUGGAACUGCUGUCCAGUUCGACUUCACUAUGGAAGAUAGAAUUUUACUUUCAUCAAAUCAGCAUGCAGAAAUAUUUGCUAGCAAAGAUGUGUCAGAUCUUAAUGAUCAGGCGGUUGCAACCAUAACACCAGAGAAUGAUGAUGACUUGGAAGAUGGCGAGGUUGUGAGUGAUCAAGGAAAGAGUUCAAAUUCAAGCAAGGAUGAUACGUUAAACAAGGACCAGAACUGUAGUCAACAUCUCCCCAUCUAUUGUCACCGUCUUACCGACAGUGCGGAUGAUGAUUUGUCGUCGUCGUUAAUACCUAAAAAUUCAGGAAUUAGAGUGUUUGCUAAGGAAAGUGCCAGUGGUUCGUGUUUAACCGGAUUUUGCAAUCCCUGCAGUUCUGGAAAUUCAACCGAUGCAACUAAUAAAGUACGAGAAGAAAGGAAGUUGCACAUAUUGGAAUUGGAGCUGAGAGCUCGUGCGAUUGAAGCGCUUAUUAGACGGAGUGAUAAUAAACCAUAA
Molecule: messenger RNA, 1221 nt
Organism: Loa loa (African eye worm)
Lineage: Eukaryota; Metazoa; Nematoda; Chromadorea; Rhabditida; Onchocercidae
Exons: 11
Coding region: 1-1221 (406 amino acids)
Source: RefSeq, a predicted model, not a curated record